AUGAACAUUGACGGAUACGCUUUUAUUGUGGGUGGUGGCAGUGGAAUAGGAAAAUCUUGCGCUCUCGCCUUUGCGAGAGAGGGCGCUGCAGGGAUUCUCCUAGCCGAUAUCAGCUUAGGCGCGGCGAAGGAGGUCGCUGCUUUGUGUGUGACCGCAGCGACAGCGGCCGGCUUCCGAGCUGAAGCCGUACAUGCCGACGUAACUGUAGAGGCAUCGGUCAAGUCGGCGACAAGUAGGAUGGCAGACCUUUUCCCGCGGAUCGACUACUGUGUAAUUUCGGCGGGUAUAGGGGUAACAUUGGCAGUCGAGGUUGCAGAAACCCAGACCGCCGAGCUCACUCGGUUCUUGGACGUCAAUGUUACUGGAACAUUCAAUGUUACGCGGGACAUUACGGCGCUCAUGAAGUCUCAAGACCCCAAGUCCUACGAGGCUCCGGGUCAAGGGAGAGGUCCAACACGCGGGUCCAUUGUCAUCAUGGGGUCAGCGGCAUCUUUUGCCGCCCAACGCAACAUGGUACAGUACACGACGUCGAAACAUGCAGUUCUCGGCUUAAUGAAGAACGCAGUGCUAGCUUUGGACAACGCAGCCUACAGCAUUAGGGUGAAUUGCGUGUGCCCAUCUUGGGUCGACACCCCAAUGGUACAGGAUGCGGUGGCGCAUGUACCAGGACUUAAAGAGGUGAUCGAAAGCCGUGUCCCAUUGGGCCGGAUCGCAGUGCCCGAUGAGGUCGCCGACGCGGUACUGUUCUUGAGUAGUCCCCGAGCAAGCUAUGUGACUGGUUCAGCCUUUAUCAUCGAUGGAGGUACUACCUUGACGGGUCAUGUUUAG
Anthostomella pinea is the source of this 828-nucleotide messenger RNA. The record is from the annotation of a GenBank genome assembly. NCBI's taxonomy places the organism in Eukaryota, Fungi, Ascomycota, Sordariomycetes, Xylariales, Xylariaceae.